Papilio xuthus (Asian swallowtail) is the source of this 2840-nucleotide messenger RNA. RefSeq names its product decapping mRNA 1 (gene DCP1). The transcript has a single exon. NCBI's taxonomy places the organism in Eukaryota, Metazoa, Arthropoda, Insecta, Lepidoptera, Papilionidae. Bases 118 to 1392 code for a protein of 424 amino acids. Gene Ontology annotation, molecular function: enzyme activator activity; mRNA binding. Gene Ontology annotation, biological process: positive regulation of catalytic activity; deadenylation-dependent decapping of nuclear-transcribed mRNA; deadenylation-independent decapping of nuclear-transcribed mRNA. The record is from RefSeq and is a predicted model, not a curated record. Gene Ontology annotation, cellular component: P-body.
UCUUUAUUUUAUCUACAGAAAAUGGAACGUUAACAAAUAUGGCGAUUAACUUAUUCUUGCUUCUUGUCAUUUUAUUGUGAUGCUCGUUGUGUAAAAAGUAGUUUUAGCUGCGAAAAAAUGGCUGACACCGGACUACGUAUGAAUUUUGCAGCUUUAAAGAGGGCAGAUCCAUAUGCGCGGGAAAUAAUCGAUAGUGCUACCCACGUUGCUCUGUAUACAUUCGAAGAACAAGAAUGGGAGAAAACUAACAUCGAAGGCGCAUUGUUUGUGUACAGUAGAAAUGGUGAACCGUAUCAUAGUUUGGUAAUUAUGAACAGAUUGAAUACGAAUAAUUUAAUUGAACCAGUAUCGAAAGGAAUAGAGUUACAAUUAAAGGAGCCUUUCCUGCUUUAUAGGAACUCCAAGUGUCGUAUUUACGGCAUAUGGUUUUACGAUAAAGACGAAUGUGUUAGGGUGGCCACAAAGUUGAAUUCUAUAGUUAAAGAUUCGAUGAAACCGGUUGAAAAUAUGUCUCAAAAUCCUGUAUAUAAUCCACCUACUAACUCUAGUGCCCCAGUUGAUAUAUUUACAAUGCUGAGCAAAGCUCAAGAUGAUUUUAAAUCUAACAAAGGUAUAACGAACAAAAAUGAAUCGACACCGUCUAGAGCUCCUGAUAUGACGUCGCAAAGCGUAAUGGACUUUUUUGCUAAAGCUGGUAGCGGCGCCGCUGCGCAAAUGCCGGCAGUGACUUCCCUUCCGUCACCUGGCGUUUUUGGUCCGCGGCCGUCCGAUUCUCGCGAAGGUCCGUUGCUUCUGCAAAGGCUGAUGAGUAACCCUGCACAUACAGUGGAACACAUAGAGAAGCAACAAAGGUCAGUCACUCCCCAAGAGAGUCAAAAUGCUAAUGGUGGCAUUCCUUUGGACACUGCAAUGAGGCAGAAUAGUGGAUUCCCACUAAAAUCCACACCAGUUGACUCACAAGGCCAGCAAAGGAUAUCCAAUAUGCAAAAGAUGCCGCUAGACACAGUGGAUGCUAAUGGUCCCAAUCCUUUAGAGAGUGAACUGAAUCUAAUGCACAUUUCAUCACCCAAGCCGACCUCACCAUUGGCAUCAUAUUUGAAUCAAUCGCAGGACCUUGGUCACCCGGUAAGCUCUUACAAUGGUAAAUUUGAAGAAGUGGGAAUGUUCCCAUUGGGUAAUCCUUUAGCUGCUCAGCAGAAACCAGCUCUGAUGCCUCCAACAAUGUUCACCGUUACCUCGGGAGGUGAUGUCCAGCCAUCACCUGAACCUUUGACUAGGAAUCAAUUACUUCAAGCUUUCAACUAUCUUCUUAAACAUGAUGCUGAUUUUGUUAACAAGUUACAUGAGGCUUAUGUAAAAUCUUUUUCAGAAAAAGCAUUUUCUGUUUCGUAAUUUGACUCAAAGCUAUUGUUAGCAAUCAACAUGUACAGUUGUAAUUUGAAGUAUGAGUUGUUUAAAUGAUGUUGCGUAGACCCUCUCUAGUUUUAUAGCAACUUAUUUGGAAAGAUUAUUUUUAAAUAAGUUUUAAACGUUUGACUGUGUCAUUCAAAUGAUUAUAGAGAAUAAAUUUUAGUAACAUCACAAAUUAAGAAAUUUAUCUGUACAAGCUGUUUGUGAUAUAUUCUUGAAUUGAAUGUCUAUGACUAUAAAAUAUAGUAUAGAAGUGCUACAUCGACCCUAAUUGCAGGUAAUCUGUUACCUGAAAUUGGUAAAAUUAUUCAACUGUUGCUCUCCUUUCUUUACAAUGGACUUAGUAUAAGUUUUCUAUUACAUAUUUUCAGUUAGAACUACCAAUUUGACGUAAAAAUGCUGGCUGGCAAUUAAUUUUUUUCUUUAUAUAGAUAUUUAUGAUGAGUCAUCUCAAAGAGAUGAUGACAAAAAUUUAUGACAGUUUGUUGCAAUAAAACAUAAAAAAAGUAAUGGUAUUUGAGAUAAUUAUAUUGCUUGAUUUUAAGGACUUGAAAAUACUAUUUUUAGAAGGUAGAAAUACUUUCGUCCGGUUAAAUUUUACUCAUUGUAUACCUUUAUUUCUGAUAAGAUUUUGAAAAGUCACAUGUUUUAUAUUUUACAAAUUCUUAAAACUUUUCAACAGCAUGUUACUCGUUUUAGAAAAUCGUAAUUGUUAUAAUAAGGAAUAAUUUUGAUAAACAAAAAUACAGAAUACCCUGCCCGGGAGUCCAGUGAGCGAAUAAUUAACUUAGUAAGCCUAUUUUGUGUACAUAAAAAAGGUUGUGUAAACAUCAAUAUUUUGAAUGAGAUAGUUUGUGUAUAUACGAAGUAAUCCAUGGUUUAAUUAGUUUAAAAUAUGCUUCAAACCUACAUAAUUCAUUUAAGAAAAAAAAUGCAAUAAAACAAUUAUUCUUUGGCAAAUUCUUUGACAUAGAUUAAUUGUAUUAUAAUUUAUUGUGAAAAUCCAUCUUUUACAAUAGUUUUCUAAAAUACAAAUAGAAAAAAAAAUCUAACAUCUUGAAUUCAUUAUCUUCAUUCAUAGUUUCACCACAAACUAUUUAUUAUAAAAAAAAAAUUGUUUUCUUUUCAAUCAUGCACACAAUUUUCGUUUACUGAGAGUAAUUAAAAAAUAAAAUAAAAAAUAUAAUGACAAACUGGAGUUAUACUCCCUUAUUGUUAUAUUUAAAAAUACCCUGAUGCUUGCAAUAUAUGGCCUACACGAUCUUACAUUUUUUUUUGGCAGAAAAUGUACAAAUCAUUAGAAAGACAUUGCAUCAAUAAAAAGCCUUCAUGAAAUGUUUGUAGACAAUGUAAAAAUGUGAUUUUGUGAACAAUUUUCAUAGAAACCAAAAUUUAAACAGAUUAUUGAAAUUAAAGGUUUGAUGAAGUAA